AGUAAACAUAAAUAAUAAGUUUUUAAUUAUAAAGAACAAAAAAUUCGAGAAAGACCAUAAAAAAACACAAACACAACACAAGAUAGUCUAAUCUUAUUCCUCUUUCCUGAACUCCUGCGGCGUAGAUCCGAGGAGUUUCAGACAAAAACAACACUCUUUACAAACCCUAAUACACUCUCUCUUUCAGAUCUUUUUCCUCAUCUCUAAUCAAUCAUGGCUGGCUUAACACCGGAAGGUUCUCAGUUUGAUGCUCGUCAAUUUGAUGCCAAAAUGACUGAGCUGCUUGGCACUGAACAACAGGAGUUUUUUACAUCAUAUGAUGAGGUUUAUGACAGUUUCGAUGCUAUGGGCUUGCAAGAAAACCUUCUUAGGGGCAUCUAUGCUUAUGGUUUUGAGAAGCCAUCUGCUAUCCAGCAAAGGGGUAUUGUUCCUUUUUGCAAGGGUCUUGAUGUAAUCCAACAGGCACAAUCUGGAACGGGAAAGACAGCAACUUUCUGCUCUGGAAUUCUCCAGCAGCUUGAUUACAGCUUAGUGGAAUGUCAGGCCCUGGUUCUGGCUCCAACCCGUGAGCUCGCCCAACAGAUUGAGAAGGUUAUGCGAGCACUUGGUGACUAUCUUGGUGUGAAGGUUCAUGCUUGUGUAGGAGGUACCAGUGUCCGUGAGGAUCAGCGUAUCCUUCAAAGUGGUGUUCAUGUGGUGGUUGGUACUCCUGGACGUGUCUUUGACAUGUUGCGCAGGCAGUCUCUUCGCCCUGACCACAUCAAGAUGUUUGUUCUCGAUGAAGCUGAUGAAAUGCUGUCAAGAGGUUUCAAGGAUCAGAUUUAUGAUAUUUUCCAACUGCUGCCACCCAAGAUUCAAGUUGGUGUUUUCUCUGCCACAAUGCCUCCAGAGGCCCUUGAAAUUACUAGGAAGUUCAUGAACAAGCCUGUGAGGAUUCUCGUGAAGCGUGAUGAGCUCACUCUUGAAGGUAUCAAGCAAUUUCAUGUCAAUGUUGAAAAGGAAGAGUGGAAACUUGAAACUCUUUGCGAUCUCUACGAGACCUUAGCCAUCACCCAGAGUGUCAUCUUUGUGAACACCAGGCGCAAGGUUGAUUGGCUAACUGAUAAAAUGCGCAGCCGUGAUCACACAGUGUCUGCAACUCAUGGAGACAUGGACCAGAACACUAGAGAUAUCAUUAUGCGAGAGUUCCGAUCUGGGUCAUCUCGUGUGCUCAUCACUACUGAUCUUCUGGCACGUGGUAUUGACGUGCAGCAAGUGUCCCUUGUGAUUAACUAUGACCUACCUACUCAGCCAGAAAACUACCUGCAUCGUAUUGGUCGUAGUGGACGAUUUGGAAGGAAGGGUGUUGCUAUCAACUUUGUCACAAAGGAUGAUGAAAGGAUGCUUUUUGACAUUCAGAAGUUUUACAAUGUUGUGAUUGAGGAGCUGCCAGCCAAUGUGGCCGAUCUCCUUUGAGGCGGUUUUGGUUCUGUGAGGUGAAUUAAUCCUUACAUUAAGUAAUUUAAUAUUUUAUUCUUAGGUUAGUUAGAAUUGGGAAAUGCAGUUGCCGUGGUUUGCCAUGGAACCUGUAGUUUUCCAAUUUGGUUGGACUUAUCUACUAUUGCAAAUUUUGUUGGGUUGUCUUUUUGUUUUGGAAGUCCACAACUACUCCAGGUUUUGGAUGUUUUACGGAUUUAUUUUAUUGAGUUUAACUCUUGGCCUUGCUUUUUUGUUGUUGUAUGAGGAAGGCUUUUGGAGGCAAUUUUGUUCAUCAGUAUUGUGUGAUCGUUUCUCUU
Molecule: messenger RNA, 1775 nt
Organism: Lycium ferocissimum
Lineage: Eukaryota; Viridiplantae; Streptophyta; Magnoliopsida; Solanales; Solanaceae
Product: eukaryotic initiation factor 4A-2
Exons: 5
Coding region: 214-1455 (413 amino acids)
Biological process (GO): cytoplasmic translational initiation
Cellular component (GO): cytoplasmic stress granule
Molecular function (GO): RNA helicase activity; ATP binding; translation initiation factor activity
Source: RefSeq, a predicted model, not a curated record